UUGUCUUGCCUGGGGCGGAAGUGAAAGGAGGACGGCGUGGUGCUGAGGAGGAGGCGGGUUGUUUGUGCCGAGUGUGUUUAGUCGUUUUUCGGCUGCUUAAAAUACUGCUGCGAGGUUUCCUCUGAAUUCCUCACGCUUGCGGGUGAGAGAUGUCUGACAACGAGGACAACUUCGACGACGGAGAUUUCGACGAUGUCGAGGAGGAUGAAGGGCUGGACGAUUUGGAGAACCCGGAGGAUGAGGAUCAGGAGAACGUGCAGAUCCUGCCAGCGGGGGAGGGCCAGCAGGCCAACCAGAAGCGCAUCACCACCCCCUACAUGACCAAGUACGAGAGGGCCAGGGUGCUGGGCACCCGGGCGCUGCAGAUCGCGAUGUGUGCCCCCGUGAUGGUGGAGCUGGAAGGAGAGACGGACCCUCUCCAGAUCGCCAUGAAGGAGCUGAAGAGCCGGAAGAUCCCCAUCAUCAUCCGGCGCUACCUCCCGGACGGCAGCUAUGAGGACUGGGGCUGCGACGAGCUCAUCAUCACGGACUGAGGGGCGCCGGCCCCCGAGCGGAGCCGGGCCGGGCCCCGCGUUCCUGACCCCUCCUCCCGCCUCCUCCAGUUCCCCUCCCGCUCCUCCUCCUGGCUCGCGGAGUUCCCCCCGAAGAGGAACGGCAGCUGGCGGCGGGAAAGGCCGGGAAUUUGAUCCCAGUUCCUGGAAGCCACAGACCCUCCUCUUCGGCACGGACAGCCGGGCUGACUGGCUGACCGGUCAGUACCGUCACCUCGUCCGGCGGGAUCGGAGGACAGGACAACGUCUUCCUGACGGGCCGAGCAGGGAGCGCGGGAAUGAUGUGAGAGUCCGAGCUUGGAUCACAUCACAUCACGUGAGGUUUUAGCUCCAAUCCCGCAGUGUGGGCACCCCACCCCCCACCCCCCACCCCUCCCGCCCCGUUUUAAUUCCAGUUUUCCUUCUGCUGUGCACUUGGAUGGCGGCUGUGGCCACAGAGCUCCACCAGGGGGCGUUAAUAUUUCAGAGAAAACCAGGUCUGGCGCUCGGCUCUCCUGUGCAUUUCAGUGAUUUACAGUUUGUAAAAAUGUGUAUAUUUUUUGUUAUCGGAAUAAAAAUGGCAAAAUUCCUAA
Molecule: messenger RNA, 1123 nt
Organism: Lepisosteus oculatus (spotted gar)
Lineage: Eukaryota; Metazoa; Chordata; Actinopteri; Semionotiformes; Lepisosteidae
Gene: polr2f
Product: RNA polymerase II, I and III subunit F
Biological process (GO): tRNA transcription by RNA polymerase III; transcription by RNA polymerase II; transcription by RNA polymerase I
Cellular component (GO): RNA polymerase III complex; RNA polymerase II, core complex; RNA polymerase I complex
Molecular function (GO): DNA binding
Source: RefSeq, a predicted model, not a curated record